Molecule: messenger RNA, 10037 nt
Organism: Amoebophrya sp. A120
Lineage: Eukaryota; Dinophyceae; Syndiniales; Amoebophryaceae
Source: the annotation of a GenBank genome assembly
GAAUAAUAUUCUCUCCCUAAGUAGUACUUACUAUCCUCCACUUCUAGAGACAAUUACAGUUUCAUCCCUAACCCCUUAAAGGUAGUCGAUGCAUCGUUCCAAGCAUCAUGUCUGUAUAGGUGAAAGUAUUUGAAAUAAAAAACAAGUAUGUCUUCUCGUUCUGUGCUCUAUUGAAGGAUUUUGGCUACCGACUUCCCCGGAUUCCACUGUUGGUCUUACUGUUCGAAACAAAGAAAAAAAGAGUAGUGCGCUCACUGCCUUGUGGUACGAACGUAUUUAGUAAGUAAAACUAAUACACGCACACAUCACUAGCACUACUCAGCUGCAGUGCCAGGGAGCUGCCUCUUCAGAAGCACCGACGGCCGCCAGGACGAUCAUCGCCACUCUGGGAGAUUCCGCUGCGACCUGGUUUUACCGAAACCGAUGAUGUCUUUAUCUAGCCUCAUUUGUUUGGUAGCUGUCGCUGUUCACCUGGGCGGUGGUUCUCUAUGGGUCUUCGAUUUUUUUGUUGAUCAGAGCCGGACGAGGACGAGGUUUGCGAGUGUUGCGGCCUACACGUUUCACGUUGCAAACACGAGAAAUAUGCGAUCGUCCGAGCCGCGGCUCGGGAAGGUUGGCCAUAAGAAGGGUGACAACCUGCGUCAUGAUGUUUCCGGGCCAGUCUCCAUUUUUCAAAAAGGCAAGCGGCGAAAGCAGGCUGAGCGACAGCAGCGGAAGACGACUCUGAAACCGGCACCGCAGGGGCGCCGAACAGAAAAACGUCUCCGUGCUCAAGAUGUGGAGGAGGUGCUUGCCCGUCGUCUGGACUCCGCAGCCGCGGAAGGUAUCAGACUUGACAACUUGGCCCGCUGCUGCCUCCUUCGGGGUAUCAACAGGCAAUUAUGUUGCAUGAGAGCAGGAAAUUUCAAUUUUCAAUUUAUUUAGACCACUAUGUUGUCUUGCAAAGCAAAUUGAACGAAACGCAAGACGGGGCCUACGCCUACGUGGCUCGUUUCUAGUCGGCUUGCAUGAAAGAUCGUUGUGCAAUAGAUAAGCAAAGCGACCCACACACGUUGCUUCCAUUGCUAUCUAUAUCAAUUUUGGUUCGAAGUGAUUCAUUGGGGGGGAUGAGGGCCGGGAUUUGUCAAACAGUAUAGAGUACGAGGAAGGACUGGACAUGGACAAACGCAGGUCCCGAGAGAGCUUUCUUGAGCAAAAACAAGGGCUAGACGAUCUUGACGAAGCGCAGGCAACAGCGAUGCCAGUAAUGGCAACGAAAGACACAAGGAACACGAAGCCGCAAUCCGGUUCAGCGUUCAUCGCACAGGAAAUACAGCGGGGUCGGACUGGGACGACCGUAAAUGAGCGGAUGAAGGCCACAGAGACAGAAGGAUCAGGAAAAACCGGCACGAGGAGGACCCGCGCGGCCAGUGGUGCCACCCCUGUGGCGGAUUUCCUUGCACAGGUCGAGAGUAAUCUGAAGGGUUUACGGGACAAAAUCGUCGAGGAAGUCGCAACACAGUGCGCGGAGGAUUCAAGUGAGGACUUUGAAUUUGAUGGUAUAGCAUCGAGUUUGGAAAAUCUGGGUGAAUGUGGGAGUGACCAAUCCUGUUUCGAGAUCAAGAACGGUGUUCAAGUAAGCUACAGUCAUGUGGGCGUGCAGAAUGCAGCAGCCAGUGGGGCAAACACGAAAAAGUACUGUCUGCAGCGGGGAAUUGCGGACCUUUUUCUGCGGGAGUCGCGAAGCACAGCGAGUGGAAAGCUGCUGAGGAGCCCCAUCACAAAUGCGAACAAGGACGAGCCAAGCGCUGAUUUGGGGUUUGCAUCCGUCGUGCUGGAGCCGAUUGCGGCCGGUUCGGCAAACGACCAGGUGAUGGUCCGUUGGCCGCUCAGCAGCCACGCGCCUGACAUGACCAGCGCUCCGUGGUACGUGCGCACGCUGACCCGCGGGGUUACGAAAAACGUGUUGAUUGCGCUGGAUCGGUCCGGAUCCAUGGACAGCACAGACUCCUGGGGGCACGCGGAAACUGCUGCCAGGCGCGUGCUGGAAUCCCUGGGAGUCACGGAUCGCUUUCUAGUGAUGACCUACCAACAUCCCGUGCAAUUUUCUGCGUUUGAGUUUGUGCACGCGACCCAGGAGCAUGUCGACGCCGCAAAACAAUGGCUGGCUGGCAUUGUACCAGGCCUCGGGGCUGGUACUGUUGCGGCGAGCGAUGAUGUUAAUGGCGAGGCGCACUCCCGGCCCGACGCGGAAUAUGGGAUAGGAGCGGCUAUCGUAGUGGGGACGUUGGGUGUGGUCCCGGAUUCGUGGCAACAGAAAAUCAAGAACAGUGUUGCGGUCGGCCAAGCGGAACGGCAGGCGGCUUCCCUUGAUGUGCCCCCCCACAGGAUCGACCUGCCGCCAUUUCCGGUGCCACUGACAGACCAGGUGGGUGACUGUCGGCGUGCUGUGGCUACAAGUUGCGAGGAGACUCUAGUCUUGCUCAUGACGGACGAAAACUUUUCCUCCACACAAUACAACCAUAAAUUUGGCAAGUGGUUAAGCCAUCUCCUUGGUGCGACUACGACAGUGGAUCUGGACAGCGGUGCUGACACAACACCAGAUUCCCCCGCCGUCCGGAUGAACAUAUACCGUUUCGAUACAUCACAGUUCGGCACGCCCUCUGUGGACGGUCCGUUCCAAGCUAUUCAGUGCAAAAAAGAUAUUUGUAUCUAAGAUCGAAAUAGUAAUAGUAGGAGGUAAGUCUAAGUGCAAGAACAACGCUAUGGAAAAAAAAGGCUUCGCUUUCGCUAGCAUGACGAGGGCCCGAUGUCCGGUAUGUAUUUAAGUACAUAGUUCGAAUGCAGCGAAGAUGUUGACGGAUAAGAUCGGAUCAGCGAGGCCAUUUGCGUUUUAUUUCCCUGGUCAUUAUUUGGAAGGACGCUGCUGCUGCGAGACCUAGUUCGGCAGGCAACAAACAAGGUAGCUAAAGCGAAAAUUGGUAUUUCGAUCUAGAUUCAGAGACGUGCGCAUUUGAUAAGAGACAUUGUCGAGCAGUUCCAUGGUGAGGCAGAGGUUGUACAAAGACAAGGAGAUUUACUCGGGGAGCGCAUGGCGACCUACUGGCGAAACCUGAUUUCGCAAGGCGAAGAUAGCGGGGUUGUGUGGACUUCGCACGAGGAUGAAGUCGAAGGCUACCACCUCACAGCUUGCGCACAACUGAAUGUUUUCAAUGGAGCGUUACGUGGCGUGGUAUGUGUGGAUCCUCGAGCAGCGCUUUCGCUAAGCCUCCAACAGCUGCACUGCAUGGACGAUUUUGCGGAUGCAAUGAGUGAAAAAUUGUCUAGCACCGCCUGCAGUAUUGCAACGCAGGCCACGACGCGGCAGACGUACUGCGACAAUUUGACGAGCUACGUUGCCCCUGUUGCUCAGACGGAGCUUCGGGUCCAGGAUUUUGUUGCUUGGACCUACCUUCGUUCUCAGGGCGAGACGAACUUGGUGAACCUCCUCAAAGACGCUGUCUCCGUGAUUCCCUGUGGGCCUGGUGAUCUGGGGCAGUGCUCUGGGUAUCAAGCGGGUGCAGGUAAUAUACAAGGCUACGGGUAUUCUCUGCAAAUUAUACGUCCGGGUUAGGGAAGUAAGUACAUAUUUUUGUCAUGCCACCUUCCGAGGAUAGACAUAGAAAUACAAAUAGAUGAACAAAAUAGACUUUCCUGUACUUGGCGUGUUACGAGGCGUCUGAUGAAAGUGGUGACGUAGUUCUAGUUAGUUACACGAAAGUAGGAAAAGACGAAACUUGGACAAGUCAGUGGAGUGCCGCUACCCUACGUGCACUCCGCUUGAUAAAAAGCCAACAUCAGUACUAUUCACAGUCUUGUGGCUAGUUGUUCCCCUUUGCAUCGUAAACACGCGAUGAAGCAGCGCACUGCUGCUGCUUGUGCAUCAUCUAGCUACGCAGAUUCUCAUCAACUCCUCCAGAUUGCAUGUGAAAUAGGCAAAGCUCAAGCUGCGCAAAUUUCCCUGACCCUCACGGAUUGCCCCCUCAUACCGCGCAGCGCACCUUUGUGUAUCCAUCGAAGGACCUGUUUUCCACUACGCAAAUAGAAACGCGCGCACGCCCUUGUCCGCCACAGCUGCAGUAGGCACAGACAGGAACUCUCUUUGCCUGGCAUUAUUUCUUGAAAAAUGUUCAUGUUGGGCAUGGUAAUGUUACAACUGCCUCUUAUUUCAACUUUUCCGCGCCAUCACUCAAUCAUCAUGCACCUCCACCAGUGACAUUGCAAUGAUAAUUCUAAUUGUAGGCAGCAGCGCAAGUGGAACACUGAGGAUAAUUUAUUGCCGCCUGCCGUGCACGGGAAGUGGAAGUCAAAUGAGCUAAGUAGAAGAUGUUGAAAACGAAAAGCAACUGUUGCUGCUGCAGCGACUAAGUUCGUUGCGCGCUUGAAAGCAUUGCUGGUCGGCGAGCCAAGCGGGCGCCUUCGAUUAUGGCACGACUUUAUUCAUGCUUGAUAUUUAUGAGUAUCACAUCAGGCAAAGGCGUGCAGUUGCCACAUCUGGACAGGUGUCCGCACAGCUCCCCCCUAGUCGGGUGCCAGUCUGCGAAGCGCAGCUAUUGUGCAGCUGUCGACCGAGGGUUUGAGUAAGAGGCUCAGGUGGGCCACCGAAUUCCAGAUCGAAAAAGUGAAAAUCCGAAUGGCAAAACAUAGGCAGAAAAGUGUUUCCUUCCAACUCAAACUGUCUGCAUCAGCAAUGUUCCGACUGUUGUGGCUUGCAGCGUAGGAAGUGGCGUGCGCUUUUCCCCACGAUAUUCGCCGGCGGAGAAAACUACGACCACCAUCAGAACACAGGGCCUUCCGGCGUGUGUCCUCCGCCUGUAUGAAUUGCAAAAGUUGUGUCUGGGUCUGGAAGAUUGCAACUUGUGAUGCUACAUUUGGAUACUACAAAAAUCUGUAUUGCGUGAACAGUAAAGGAGGUCCAGUUUUUGCCACGGCGAGAGGGUAUUUCUCAUGCGGUAUUAGGCAUCAGGAAGCCCUCACAGAAUGAAUCUGUGAUGCUAGGGCAUGCAUCACAGACGUCAAGACUCAUGCAAACUGUGCUUGACAAACCUUGCAUCCUUCCAGACCCAGACAUUUUUGCAAUCCAUAGCCUGUCUGCCUGUGCAACAACGGAGAUGUCAACGAGACACCUUCAUCCUGUACCAAGAAUGGGCACCAGAACUGCCAGUCUUGCCACUCGGGAUACGAACCGCGAAGUGGCUGGCCGUCGGCGCAAGAAACGGGCUGUCAUCCUGUUUGUGGAGGCAUGCAAGAAUGCCCAGCCCCGGAUUCCACCGGCGCGUACCACAUUCGGGAUGAUUCGAAGCCAGCCACGGCGUGGUGCGAUAUGCAGGACGACGUUGCGCUGGUUCUCGGCGGCAUGAGCCAGCCGGAUAGCACGGCACAAAGCGCCUGUCAAACUACCUGCUGCAUAAAAGGAUGCAAGAUACCGGCUCAGCAGUAAGACUGGCUUUUUUUUUACUUCGAUUAUGAAUUCAUUUUCAUUCAUUCAUGCAGGUGUAGAAGUAGUAUUCUGACUCGCAAGUGCAAGAAGACUCAGAACCCCUAUAAAAUACAACAUACGACGCGUACAUUUGCAGCGCAUGCGACCCCGGAUUUCACCCGACCGAUAACGGUACGGCGUGCGCAGAAAACGUCUGUGCGUGCGAAAACGGCAGCCCUUUGAAGGGACCGCCGAUCUGCGCGGUAAACGGGGUGACGCCGGGAUGCGCUACUUGCGACGACCCGACGUUUGAGCUCAUUGACAACACCUGCGUCGCACCGGGCACGACAGCAACACCAAACACUACUGGUGGUUUUUGCAUCCAACCGGGCGGUGGAUCAGGCAGUGUCGAUGUUGCCUACAAUCUCUCUGCGGUUGUGGACUGGGUCGGGUUUCUGUCUUCCCCUGCUAUGCAGCCCCCGAUGACCGCCGACGCGGGAGAAAUACUUGGGAACGCCUCGUGCGCAGUAGGUUUUGCGGGAGAGCCUACGUUUUGGUGCGCGAACGCCAGUGAGGAGGUGCUGAUGACGGGUUGCGCGGCCGCGCACGUGGUCGUGACGGAGGAGCCUACUGAUAAUGUAACGCUCACAACCGCACCGCAGGUCGAGCCGGAGCCGAACGCGACCGACACCGAGGGCGGCACCCUGGCGGCCCCCCUAAUCGGCGGGGGUGCUGGACUUCUCCUCCUGCUCCUCCUGCUGCUUCUGUUUCUGAUGAGUUGCGGCGCGGUGGCGGCGGACGACGAGGAGGAGCUCGAGGAGGAGGAAGAGGAAGACGCCCGGUGGGAUUACAACCCGGAAGUCGAGGCGAUCGGGCUCGACUUUGGCGACUGCGAGACGGCUUUGCUGGAAACCGGGCUGAGCGCCGCGUACGCCGCGAAAUUGGCGCGGCUUCUGGCGGGUCCGGAAAGGAAGGACAAGAAAGUGGAGGCGCCGACCGAAGACUCGGACCUCACCGCGAUGCAGCACCUCGGCUUCGAAUUCGAUACCGACGACGGGGUGGAGGUCGGGUUCGUGCGGGGCAUGAUGCGGCGCGCCGUCGUCAGGCACAAGGCCGACCCCGAGCACUACACCUUGGGGACGGCGUUGUUGGCCUGCGGGUACGAGUUUGGCGCGGCGGAAACCGCCCUGGUUUACGGCGGGCUGACGCGGGCGGGUGCCCGCAAGGUUGCGAAACACGCGGCGGGGCCGACCCUAGACACGGAGGUGCUGGACGUCCGCGCGCUGGGCGACGCCGAUACAGAAGCCCUGCGAAGAUACUGGGGCUUCGAAGGAGCCGACACAGAAGCCCUACGAAGAUACUACGGCUUCGAAGCCGCGAGCAAAAGUACUAAAGGUGGCAGUGACACUAACGUUUUGACCGCGGGCACGCUGCGCCAGGCGCUGCGGGCCAAAGUCGCCCGCGACGAUACACACGAAGACGAGCGACACGUUUCGACCUUCGCAUUCGACGUCGGUCUUGUGGAGACGGCCUUCAUCAGUGCCGGCCUCACGCCGGCGUUCGCGAAGAAGAUGGCGAGGCAGGUGACGGACCGGGAGACCCACGACGAUGACGAGCUAACCGACCCGGAGGACGAAAAGGACGCGGAAAUCAUGAAACAGCUCGGGCUGGAGUUUGCGGGGCCGGAGCGCGUCGGACGCAUGCGUGGAUUUCUGGAGAAGGUGGCCGCACAACAGAACCCGAAGAACGCGUCCUCCUCCAAGAAGCUGCACACCGAGGACCAGAUCCGGCAGCGCUUGGAAGACGCCGGGUUCUCCGAGAAGGCGGUUCGGUUCCUCGCGCCCGCCUUGGUACGGAACGCCAAAGCCGGGAAGUCGGACGAUUUGCAGCUGUCUGCGGAGACGCGGCAGCAGUUCGAGGAGGUCGCGGAGGGGCACGACCUCGACCUGUUCGGGGGUAUCGAGCGCACCAACGCGUGGGCGCCGUUCGCGUACACGAAGGGCGCCCAACGCGCGUCGCGGUCAAGCAGCCAGUCCGAUCUCGCCGUGGCGAUCGACCUGCGGGCUCUGAUCGCGGGGCAGUUUGGGUCCACCGAACGAACGAGCGCGGGACCCGGUGGAAUUAUCCAACACGAAAAAGAUGAAGCGUUACAAGACACUCAGCACGAUUAAUUGACAUGUGGUCGGUUUUGCUGUAUGAUUUUCAUCGUUGACAUUUAUGCUCAGAGGGUGUAGUUCGCACUUUUGGAAUAAAUCUGAGUGAAUAGGACCACUGGGGCUGAACUAGGCCUGAAGCCAAAGCCAUUUUUCCGCUGACGACGGUGGAACAAAGACUCUUCAUUGGGUACUAUCAGUAUGAGAGUGAGUACAGGUACACAGUGAAGUGUAGUUCGUCGUGCGGGCUGGUUUUGUAAACACUUUUUUUUCCUUUUCCAUAGCCCUGCUUUUCACCGCGAUGCCGGCUCCGAAGCGUUUUCACCGAAAGAAGAAGCCGCCGCCGAGGGCGCCGGGUUCGGGCGAUGGAGGGACCCCCGCCCCGGAAAGUCGAAUUGGGACGCUUCCUGCGAAAAAGAAGAGGAAAAAGUCGGCACCGCCCCCGAGGCUGUGUCCGUGCUUGUUUCCCUCGGUGGCGGAGGAUGCAGCACCCGAAUCUUGUUUGUCAUCCUCUCCGCCAACUAGCGCCGCGAGAUCUACUUCCGUGGCCGCAGCCGCAACCAAAACAGACGGAGCCUCGCCUAACUCCCAAGGCGGGGAUGCUGGGGAUGCUUCUGCGGCAGCGGGUGCGAAGAAUGGUGAAGAGGAGCAGCACGACGAGAAUGAGCACGCCGUUGUUACCGUAAAACGGAACGCCACCGGCCUGGAGUCGUCCGGAGCGUCCUCGGCAGAGAGCGUAAGUUCUGGGGACACCGACGACGGGCACAUCGGGGGGCCGUCCCCGAAGAAAAAGAAGCAGAAACAAAAGCUGAAGGCGAAGCCAGGCAAAUCCAAAUCGAAGUCCACCAAGGUGGGAAGCAGCGAGACGAGCGGCUUUCUCAACCUUGGUAGCGCAGGGACGUCGGAUCCCUCGAAGGUGUCAGCGGUGACCGACUCCGCCCAGAGCUCCGGCUCUUCAUUGGAUAUCCCACUUGAAAUUUAUUUCACUUUCGUCUCCGAAUAGAUUUUGGUGUACAAAAUGAGUCAAUGCUCGUCAGAGUGAAGAAGUCAGGACGUGGGGCUUUGCAUCUUUGACCUGUGGAGGUCCUACUCGUUUUGCAUGAUAUCAACUUGAGUUGUUCAUUGUUGAGAUACAUAGCUGGAAGUCAGGGUGAUUUUUUGAAGUGGGAUGUCGGAAGACUCGUCCGGCAGUGGUGACAACGAGACAGGCAAAGGAGAGAAACGCCACGGGAAAAAGCACCCAAAGAAAAAGAAACCGACUGGAGCAGCCCCGGUCGCCGCGCUUCCCCCCGGGCUGCUUGGCGAAGCGGAGGCCGCGCUGCAGGCGAUCGGCUUCACUCGGCGGCAGGCUCAUGCGCUCGGGCAGCAGAUUGCUGACACCGCCGAGGGCGAGUUGAAAUCCGAGGCAAUGCGCCUGAACGACGAAGAACGGUUAUCAAAUGAAACGACGUAAAUCCUCGAAAGAGGACGAAACCGCGUGCAGCACGCGAUGCGACCAGCUUGUUUCUACUUUAGUUUUUGCAUUUCGUUUUCGACAACGUCUCCUUCUCCUUCUCGCCUAGCCAACACUAAAUGCUAAAGUGCCUAUGAUUGAUUCUGAUGCUGUGAUGUUGAAAAAGCGGGGUGAACAUCAAAUCGCUGGCUACAAGUCGAAGCCUGGCGUGCUGCAGCGCAGUAUUUUUUCCAACGCAUACCGGCAAAUCGCGGAAAAGGGACUCGGCGGGGCCACAAUCCUCGAUUUGCAAGAUCUGGUGGCCGAAUUGGUACACCAAAAGCCGGAAUUCUUUCACGAGUACACCGAUGGAGACGAUGCGGUGAACGCAGACACACAGGCUGCACUCGACCGGGGAGAGCCGGUUUCCAUUCUCGCCCACAAGGUAAAGAAAGCCAAGCACCCCAAAGCCGGCGCAAAACACAAGCCAAAGGCAAAAGCCGCAAAAAAGCACCAUUAACGACAACUUACUUCCAAUGUGGAAAGUUUUUUUAUCUGGUUUCUUGCACUUCCAGCACCAAAUGCAAAAGCAAAUCCGAUCUGAAAGGGAUGCAUUUAUGGUUACAGCAGAUUUUUUGAACAUAAUUAUAAUUAACAUCUACGUCAGCCACAGCGAAGUCGUUGAGUUUUAUCUUCGCUGUUGCUCGCCAGUUUUUUAGAAAAUUUUAAGUUUUACCCAUUCUCUCACGUUCCCAAGAUGUAGGUCUCAUUCUCUUGAUGAAUUGCAACAACUUUUCUCGCGUCACGAGACGUAGCAGUAAAUUUUUAACUUACUUGUUGCAGAAAACAGUCGUUCCCCGACCCAUUCCUACAGGCAAAGUGCCAGUUUCUUUCGUUCCCCUUUCAUUCUCUUUCUGAUUCACGAAGCCCCGGAGUUGAAUGACCUGCAGAAGCCAAUCUUCAGGGUAAGUAUCGAUCCUAGAAAUCUCGUACUUGAUAUGACGCCGAAUUCGAG